AUGAGCGGAAUCUCAGAUGUCUUGAUAAAAACACUGGAGAGUCUUGACUUCAGCAACUUCGAAAGGUUCAAGCAUAACCUUGAACGCCGUGGCCAAAUCCCCAGGCAGAGGUUGGAGAAGGCUAACGUAGACGACAUAGUGGCCAUGAUGGUGCAGGCCUACUGUGAGAGCAACUGUGGCAGUGUCGUGUCGGACAUCUUGAGGAAGAUGAACUUCAACCAGUUGGCCUUUAACCUGGAUAAGGAGCUGCAAUCAGGAAGUUCCUCUGGAGGGGCUGAAGGAGCCAGUUUCAGCGCAGAAUAUUCUGCUCACUGCAGCAGCAGCAGCAGCCUGCGCUCAUUCCGCUUUGACACCCAAAUACCAGAUACCGAACUCCUCAGUAACGCACAUACUACCCUUGGCUGUGUCACCACAGACGCUGAGUUGAGGAUCGUUGUGGUUGGCAAAACCGGAGCAGGCAAGAGCGCCACCGGAAACACCAUCCUGGGUGGCGACGACCACUUCUGUGCCGAAUUCUCGCCCGAGUCAGUCACGGCGACCUGCGAGAGGAAGACUGGUAUGGUGAGUGGCCAAUUGGUCGCCGUGGUUGACACCCCGGGUCUGUUUGACACGACGAUGGCCGCCGACACGAUGAAAAGAGAGAUCGAAAAGUGUGUGGAGAUGUCCGUGCCUGGGCCUCACGCCUUCCUGCUGGUGAUCAGGCUGGGGAGGUUUACCGAGGAGGAGAAAAACGCAGUGAAGUGGAUCCAGGAGAACUUUGGGCCACGGGCAUCCAGGUACACCAUAGUGCUCUUCACAGGUGGCGACCAGUUGAGGGGGAGAUCCGUGGCGAAUUUUCUGGCCUGCAGUGCCGACCUCAAGGAUUUUGUCCAGAGCUGCCAGAACCACCACGUCAUCAACAACGAAGACAAGAUUGAUCGGACUCAAGUCACGGAGCUGCUGGAGAAGAUUGAAGCCAUGGUGAUGGACAACGGAGGGAGAUACUACACCAACUCCAUGUACCAGGAGGCCCAGAGGAGGAUGAGAGAGGAUGAGGAGAUGCUGAGGCAGGCAGAGGAGAUACAGAGGCAGGAGAACGAGAGGAUGAUCAGGCAGGAGGAGAGAGAGAAAGAACAACAGAGAUCCACAAUUCACGAGAAGAUCAAGACAGCACAGAAAUUUAAAAACUUCUUUUCUUUUGUAAAAGGAGUCGGGACCUUUGUUGAGGGCGGGGUUCUUCAUCAAGCCAGAGAGAAUGGGAAAGAAGAAGAGGUUCGUGCAGCAGGGUUCGGAAAUCUGUUUGAUUUCGUGAACUAUGUGGUAGAUGACUGCAACAACGACAUAGAGAAACUGACUGAAAAACUUUCCAAAUUAGAAUAG
This is a messenger RNA of Clupea harengus (Atlantic herring), 1359 nucleotides long. RefSeq names its product GTPase IMAP family member 7-like. Bases 1 to 1359 code for a protein of 452 amino acids. The record is from RefSeq and is a predicted model, not a curated record. The transcript has 3 exons. Lineage: Eukaryota; Metazoa; Chordata; Actinopteri; Clupeiformes; Clupeidae. Gene Ontology annotation, molecular function: GTP binding.